GGGAGAUGGGCGGGGUGUGGACGGCUCCGCGAUGGUUGCCCGCGGUCUUCGGACUUGGUUUCCCUGACACCGCCCGCGAGCGCGAUCUCCGGGACCGGCCUUGCAGUCAUGUACCCGCCGCCGCCGCCGGCGCCUCACCGGGACUUCAUCUCGGUGACGCUGAGCCUGGGCGAGACUUACGACAACAGCAAGAGCCGGCGGCGGCGCUCGUGCUGGAGGAAAUGGAAGCAACUGUCGAGAUUACAGCGGAAUGUGAUUCUCUUCCUUCUGGCCUUUCUGCUUCUCUGUGGAUUCCUGUCCUAUGUCCAGGUGGCUGACCAAUGGAAAGCCCUGAGUGGUGGAUCUGCAGAAGAGCAGAAGAUGAGACGAGACAUCUCUGUGUUGAAGCCGCCUGUCUUACCAGCUCCUCAGAAAGAAAGUGCCAACCCAGAAGACUUUCCAGAAAUUUUGCCUCAGAAGCCUCGAAGACAUUUCCGGCGGGGCUCCUCCCACUUGCAGAUCAGAGCCCCCAACACAGUAUCUAAGGAUGGGACACAGGAUGAUGCCAAGGAGAGGGAAACAGCCCCAGGGAAUGCUCAGCAGGAAGAAGAAAACACACAGAAGACCGUCAUCAGCUGGCGGGGAGCAGUGAUUGAGCCUGAACAGGGCACUGAACUCCCUUUGAGAAAGGCUGAAGGCUCCACAAAACCACCUUUGCUGGCAGCCAGGAUGUGGAAAGAACCAGAACCCCCAAAUGAGCGCCAGGAGGGGGUGAUCGAGGCCUUUCUCCAUGCUUGGAGGGGUUACCGCAAGUUUGCUUGGGGCCACGAUGAGUUGAAGCCUGUGUCUAAAACCUUCAAUGAGUGGUUUGGCCUGGGCCUCACCCUGAUCGAUGCCUUGGACACCAUGUGGAUUUUGGGUCUGAAGCAAGAAUUUGAGGAGGCCAGAAAGUGGGUGUCAGAGAACUUGCACUUUGAGAAGAAUGUUGAUGUGAACCUGUUUGAGAGUACCAUCCGCAUCCUGGGGGGCCUGCUGAGUACCUACCACCUAUCAGGAGACAGCCUCUUCCUGAGAAAAGCUGAAGAUUUUGGAAAUCGGCUGAUGCCUGCUUUCACCACGCCGUCCAAGAUCCCGUACUCUGACGUGAACAUUGGCACCGGAGUUGCCCACUCACCCCAGUGGACUUCAGACAGCACGGUGGCUGAGGUGACAAGCAUUCAGCUGGAAUUCCGAGAGCUCUCUCGUCUUACAGGAAUUAAGAAAUUCCAG
Molecule: messenger RNA, 1248 nt
Organism: Nannospalax galili (Upper Galilee mountains blind mole rat)
Lineage: Eukaryota; Metazoa; Chordata; Mammalia; Rodentia; Spalacidae
Product: endoplasmic reticulum mannosyl-oligosaccharide 1,2-alpha-mannosidase
Biological process (GO): N-glycan processing; carbohydrate metabolic process
Cellular component (GO): endoplasmic reticulum; membrane
Molecular function (GO): mannosyl-oligosaccharide 1,2-alpha-mannosidase activity; calcium ion binding
Source: RefSeq, a predicted model, not a curated record